UCCUGUUCACUGUGCUAGAAAUCCAUUAAAUGAGUAAGCAGGGAUAGAUGGUUCCCUAGGACAAAGAUUUUACUGGAGUCUGUGGUAACUGAGAAUAGGCUUCCAAGUAAUUCCCCCUGAUUUUGCGCUGAAGGCGUGUGUGAGGCAUUGCAAACUGGGAGGUGGCUGCUAAAGACCCCGUCUCUUGCUGUCAGACUGUAUCGGGUAGUAGUUAGAAACAUUUCCUGGGAUGUGUGAGUGGUAACUGCAGCACAGAGAAUCCAGAUAGUUUCUCCUAGAAUGUAAGGUGAACUGCUAGUCUCAGGGUGGAUGGCAUAAUGCACUGAGCGUGACUGAAAGAAAAUUAUUUUGCUUAAACUACCUGAAAGAAGGCUGCUACUUCUCAUCUUUAAGCACCUAUUAAGUCAUCCCGUAUUACUCAGUGUAAUUACGGAGGCUGCAGAAGGAAUUCCUGAUAGCAAACAGUGUUGAAAUGUACAAUUUAGGCUUAAAACCGAAAUGAUUUAAAAUAGAUUUUUCUGCGAGUUAAGGGAGCCCCGGUGUGAUUGUCACCGCAAUCAGACGCUGCUCUGCACUCAGGGCUUUUUUGGCCUCUCCUGCUUGCUUUCUCAUACCACGUUGGCAAGCUGCAACAAGUGAAAACUCCACCCUUCCUACAGACUGGGGAGAAUAAGAUUCAUAAACGGCAACAGCUGGCGAGUAAAAUCGGGGUUUCUCUGAAGGUGCUGUUUUUUCAGGCAGUCACUGUGUGCCGCUGAGAAAGGGGCGGGAUUCUUUUCAAGUAGGUUAGUUGUGAUUUGCUGAAUUCGUAGACUUUUCCCCUCAAAACCCCAGCCCUCUCUCUCUCUCUCUCUUUUUUUUUUUUUUUUUCCUCCUUCUGAGAGAGAGAGAAAGGGAGAGGGAGAGAAGUUGACUUGUGGCUGCAUCUCAGCGCGCACGUCCGCGUUGAUCUGGUCCCCAGAGCCUCGCCUGGCACCAUGAGCUCGGAAGCCGAUGAGCCCAAGGAAGAUGAAACAAAUUGUGUCUUGAAGUCCAUGAGAAGACUAUAGCAUUUAACUGCAUGGCAUGAUUUCAGUCUGGUGUUGAUUGGUGGCUUGUGACCUACCACAGAAGUGGCCACAGAUGUCUUCAACUCCAAAAGUCUGGCCAUUCAGGCCCAGAAGAAGAUCCUUGGAAAAAUGGUGUCCAAAUCAAUAGCAACUACUUUGAUCGAUGAUACAAGCAGUGAUGUUUUAGAUGAGCUUUACAGAGUAACAAAGGAAUAUACACAAAAUAAAAAAGAAGCAGAGAAGAUCAUCAAAAACCUCAUUAAAAUAGUCCUCAAAUUGGCAAUUCUCUACAGGAACAACCAAUUUAAUCAGGAUGAAAUAGCGCUGAUGGAGAAAUUCAAGAAGAAGGUUCAUCAGCUGGCUAAGACCGUGGUCAGUUUCCAUCAGGUGGAUUAUACCUUUGACAGGAACUUUUUGUCCAAACUCUUGAAUGAAUGUAGAGAGCUGCUCCAUGAAAUCAUUCAGCGUCACCUAACUGCGAAGUCACACGGACGCGUCAACAAUGUGUUUGAUCACUUCUCUGAUUGUGAAUUUUUGGCUGCCUUGUACAAUCCCUUUGGACCUUAUAAAAUCCAUUUGCAGAAACUUUGUGAUGGGGUCAACAAAAUGCUAGAUGAGGGGAACAUAUAAGUACUUGUAUUAGAGGUGACUGCCUAUGAGUUAUUUGUAGAUGGAACACUGUUGAUUUAUGAAGGAAUAAAGGAGCAUGCAAAGAGGUUUUUUUACAUUAUGACAAAUUUUUCCUAAAUAUCUUUAUUAAUUGAUUUCUUACCAUGCGCUAUCUGUUGCUAUUCUCAGUCCAUCUGGAAGAAAAACUGCACAUGAUUUUUUUUACUGUGCUUUGUCUAUGGAAACAGCUUGAUAAAGACAAUCAAACAGAAUGGUCCAAGUAGAGUAAGAAUCUUGCAAGAUAGAUACACAAACCAAAACAAUAUGCUGUCAGACAAUCCACAUCUUUCAUAGAUUUACAGAAUUAAUUCUAAACUAUCAGAAUCCAGUAAUGUUGGUAACAGACUAUCGUGGUGAUGGUUCACUCUGUAAUUUCUUUCAUUUACUUGUAAAAUAGUCAUAUUUGAUUCAGUUAUAGUCUUUUAUGCUCUCUGCACAGAUAACAGCUUCCUAGUGUUGCCAUUAUGAAGCAUUGAGUUUUAAAUAAAAUCAGUGAUGCUGUCACAUAGAGUCUUAACAGCAGGCUUGUGCAUCUCCAGCUCAGAGGUGAAAACUUCCUGUCUGCAAGGCAGGAUCUCCCAGGUAGAGAUCCUUAUAGACCUGCACAGGUGCUUGCUUCCUUUGACUACGUGGGGAUUAUUUGAGGAAUAAGCUACAGGAAAAUAGCCAAACAGGGGAAGAGCAUUCCCAAGAAAGUGCUUGUGGUACAGAAUUGUACAGUCUGCCUAAGAUAAGAUAAAACACAGUGACUUCUCUGUGCAAUUCCUUAAGAUUUUUAGAAUUCUGCUAGUAGAAUCAUAGAAUCAAUCAUUUGGGUUGGAAGGGUCACAAUUCUUUUCUAAAAGAUGUGAGUCAGUAUAUUGAUAUACUAGUCUGAUGUGUAUGAUGAUGUGAAUUCGCCAAAUUUGAUAAAUAAAUUGCAAGCCAAUUUGCUUUGUAUACAAUGAAAGUAGAAAAAGAAAUUAAUGUUAUAAUUGUGUUAUAUACUAUUUAACUAAUGGAAAAAUGGAAUUUUAAAUAAAUUUUUUUCUUCUUUUCUUACUUCCUACCUUUUAUCCUUCUUUUUCUUUCUCAUCUUCUCUCUGCCUUAACAUUGGGGAUAAAAAAUGUGACUUUCUAGACACUGUAAUGUACUUAAAAGCAUGAAGUUAAUACAUUUCAAACAGCCAAAGACUUUUUGUUAGGAAGCAUAUAAAGAAUUUGCUGUUUAUUUAAUUGCCAGUGUUUUUGCUGUUUGCUGUGUCCUUUUGUUUUAAUGAGUAAACCAAAGAAUAUUUGCACUCCAAACUUCUUGUCUUUUUUUUCCCUUAUCGUAUUUUAAAUUCAAAAUUGUGCCAGCAUCAAAAGCAUUGCAACAUCUGACAUACAAUUUCAGCAUUACUUGUGAUUUUUAAGAGAGAAAUUUAAGUUUUAUUCCUGUUAGGUUGGUCAUUAGGCUCUCAAUAUUCCUGGAAACCUGUUGGAGAAAUGUGUUCAGAAUGUGAAUUCAUUUUAUGUUAGCCACUGGUGUUCUUCUCUCUCGAAGAUUGAUGUACUACUUGUCUGGAAACGGCUGGGAACCGAUGAAAGGACAAUACACCAGAAUUUGGCAAGAAGUAACUUAUUAGGUUGACAUCUGAAGGAGUAUCAUGUAAGAUCUCUUCCCAUGCUUUGCCUAAACAGCAAAUACAUUGUGUUUUGUGCAUCAGAAGUCAUGUAUAGAAAUACAUCAUCAUGGAGAAAAAUCACGCAAAUUGUAAA
This is a messenger RNA of Serinus canaria (Common canary), 3458 nucleotides long. It is a transcript of the gene TNFAIP8, whose product is annotated as TNF alpha induced protein 8. Lineage: Eukaryota; Metazoa; Chordata; Aves; Passeriformes; Fringillidae. Gene Ontology annotation, biological process: regulation of apoptotic process. The record is from RefSeq and is a predicted model, not a curated record. Gene Ontology annotation, molecular function: cysteine-type endopeptidase inhibitor activity involved in apoptotic process. Bases 1179 to 1679 code for a protein of 166 amino acids. The transcript has 3 exons. Gene Ontology annotation, cellular component: cytoplasm.